AUGAGCGGGAAUGGGCAAAGUGACCCUUUAAUUCCUCAUGCGUCGUCGAAUGUGAACCUCCGCAUUUCUGAUCGCAUUUUCAACACGAUAUUUUCAGUCUUAUAUCACGCGCGAUACAUAAUAGUAGCAUUCUGGUUUAUUACGUUCUUGGGGUUGUGUUACCCAGCCGUCAAGUUCAUGUCAUCUACCACACUUCUAAUACAUCCGCCUAAAGGGACGCCAUCAUACAACGCCAAUAAAAUCGUUGAAGAGAAGUUUCCUGAUUCUAUCGAGACAGGGCAGAAUGUCAUCACCAUAAGUAGAAUAGACAAUACAACAGUAUUGACUCAAUACACGGAGGAUCUGUCGAAACAAAUCAAAGUCUGGCUUGACCAACAGCCUGUUGUACUUCACACAUUUGGGUACUAUUUACUUCCCGCAUCCAACACGACUUAUUUGGACUCUUUUGCUCUUCAAAUAGCGCGACAUGAAUUUGUGGGAGAAAAUGGCGAUGUGACCAUAAUCACUAUAGGUACUGACGAAAGACUUUUCAGUGAUAUCCCACGAUUCAUUAAACACCUUCGUAAAGAACUCGACACUUUAAACACCGACAGUGCACAUUACUAUGUCGGUGUCACUGGAUUUGAACCAGCAAGUGUCGACUUACAAAGUGAGAUUAUAGUCUCUCUCUUUAAGAUGGAUGUCUCUGUGAUCCCAAUAGCUUUUGUGAUCUUGUUGUGGGUUAUUAAGUCACUUCCCUUAAUGAUUAUACCAUUGUGCACUAUGAUCACGUCAUUUGUGUGUUCUUUUGGAGUCAUGUUUCUGUUCACAUUUGCAUUUAGUGUGUAUGGCAUUGCGCCUGCUUUAAUGGCUUCGUGUGUGAGUGCCAUGUCGAUUGAUUAUAGUCUUUUUCUUUUGACUCGAUUUAGUGAAGAGACUUUUGUCGAUCAAAGUUUCUAUGAAGCAGUUAAAAACACAUUACAACACGCUGGAAGAAUCAUAGCCACAUCAGGUGGCCUGAUCACUCUGUGUUUUGUGUCGCUAUGUUUCUUCCCUAUUGACGUCAUUUUCAGUUUAGGGUUCUCUGCAGCACUCUCGAUAUUUUUUACAGUAAUAAUUAACUUAACUUUGACGCCAUCACUUCUUAACAUGUUUCCCGUCUUCUUUUCAAAGCGUGGGUUCAUUCCUUGUAUUAAAAAGUGUCAGAAUUGGGCCGAACAGAAAGAACGAGCAUAUA
Molecule: messenger RNA, 1216 nt
Organism: Entamoeba invadens IP1
Lineage: Eukaryota; Evosea; Mastigamoebida; Endamoebidae
Product: MmpL efflux pump, putative
Exons: 1
Cellular component (GO): membrane
Source: RefSeq, a predicted model, not a curated record